GCGGACGGCGGGGAGGCCAUUUUGGACGCCGUCUCAGCUGCGGAAGUUGAAAGGACCUGUUGCUCGUCAGGGUGGCGGCUGGGCAGAGCUUGGCCCCGCGCCCGGCGCUCGCCGUCUGCCGGCCGGCCUCCCGGGGGCGGUGACCGGGCGGCGCGAUGCGGCCCGUGGACGCGGACGAGGCGCAGGAGCCCGAGCCGGACGGGGAGAGGGUCCGCGGCCCCGCGCCCGCCGCCGCCCGCCGUGACGUCAGCGCGCUGGAGCGCGAGCACGUGCGCGCGCACCUGCGGGCGCGCCGGCGGCUGCGGGAGAUGGAGAGCCUGCUGGACGCCGUCCACGGCGAGGCGGAGGCCUCGGGGCAGCGCGCCCCGGGCCCGGCGCGCGGCCCCGGCGCCGAGGCGGAGCAGCGGGUGGUGAGGCUGUGCGCGCAGGUGGAGCGGAAGGCGGCGGAGGCCGCGCUGAUGGGCCAGCGCAUCGUGGAGAUCCACCAGCAGAUCGACGGCCGCGAGGGUUGCUGAAGGGCGCGGAGCUGGUUAUCCGCUGAUGGGCCCGGCCGGUGAGGAGGACUGCCCCCGUGGAGAGGCUGAGGCCACUAGGCUUUCUCCUCCCUGCCCCUGGUUUUCUGUCUGCGUUUUCAUCCUGGUGAAGGCGCUCCAGACCCUUCUGGUAGAUGUCUUCAUUGUCACGUUGUCACACGUGCAGUAGGAUUACGUGGUGCGUGCGGUUUGGAAAAGACAGCGUAGGCAUC
This is a messenger RNA of Pipistrellus kuhlii (Kuhl's pipistrelle), 745 nucleotides long. It is a transcript of the gene MRFAP1L2, whose product is annotated as putative MORF4 family-associated protein 1-like protein UPP. Bases 156 to 515 code for a protein of 119 amino acids. The record is from RefSeq and is a predicted model, not a curated record. The transcript has 2 exons. NCBI's taxonomy places the organism in Eukaryota, Metazoa, Chordata, Mammalia, Chiroptera, Vespertilionidae.